Molecule: messenger RNA, 6502 nt
Organism: Cynoglossus semilaevis (tongue sole)
Lineage: Eukaryota; Metazoa; Chordata; Actinopteri; Pleuronectiformes; Cynoglossidae
Product: proline-, glutamic acid- and leucine-rich protein 1
Exons: 7
Coding region: 2430-4049 (539 amino acids)
Source: RefSeq, a predicted model, not a curated record
UAAUAUAAAAAAAACUAUACAACUACUUUCCUACCACACACACACACACAAAUGCUUUCUUCAAGAUAUCUUUAAUUUAAAAAGUAAACCCCUUCUGGGCAGCAUCUCAUUUUCCCCACAACACAAAUAUCUUCCAAACAAGAAGUUAAAGUUAAUGGCAGGUGGUGAGAUGUUAAUUACACCUCAUUAAGCACUCAUUCCCUGCCAGAUUGUCUGGUUGGAUUUUUACACAUUUUCCAGUGUUUCUUUCUGGAGGGUUCCCUCGUGUAUGACGAGUGCUUUUGAUUCAUUUCCUCAUUUGCUGCGUGAAAUUCCACCUUAUCAAGUUGCUAAUUGAACUGUGUGUGCUAAAGCUUUGCUACUGAAUUAAACCUGGACGUUUUUGUUUUGCUGAACUGAAAGGUUUCUGUUAUUUAUUUUUUUAAACACCAGUGGUUACAGUAAACGAGCUAAACUUUAAGUUGCAUCACUGCCACCUAUUGGUUGGAUUCCAUUAUAUCCAUCUGAGACGGUGUAUUUUAACUUCAACUGAUGGAUUAAACUUGGACUCAAUUUUCCCUGCUCAGUAAAAACAAACGUAUGUAGUAAGUACAUUUGUAUGUAGUGUAUUUAUAAAGUAUAUUAAUACAUGUAUGUGAUGUAUUUAUAAAAGUAACGUAUUAUAACCAAAGAGGGAGAAAAUGGUCUUUGGGAAUAUUUACAUAAUCAAAUUUUGCUAGCUUGCUACAACAUAUGUAACAGUUAGGGCCAGACCCUCUUUUAACGGUCACUUGUAAACGUUGCUUCACUUGUGGAGAAAUGUAUCCACGUACGUGUAUAUUAGGUGAACAACUUCCCAAAACGUGUUUAUUUUCAUUUUUGAAUUUUUUUUUUUCCUGUAUUGUUCAGUAGUUUCUUGGCAUUUGUAAAUAUUAAAGUAGAUAGAUAUGGAAAAAAGUCAUUUUUAAUUGAUCGUGUAGUUUGUGUAAUCUUAAAAAUAACGAGCGUGUAUUGUGGUAACUACUUACGGAAUAUCACAUGUCCCUCCUCACCAUGGGAAAGAAGAACAAAACUUACAAUCGGUUUCAUUUUGAAUUGUCUAUAUUCGGCUAUGCACACUCAUUGCAUACCUUGUUAUUGUCACAUUGACACAUAGUAAAACAGAGAAGUCUCAUAUGGUCCUGAAGUAAUUCCAAAAGUACACAACAUAUUUCAAAACACACAAAAUCCUUCUGUAUAUUAUGAUGGAGGUCACACGCAUGCACGCACGCACGUUCACACAUUAUAAACAUUUUUCUACGGCGGCGUCUGAUUAAUCCCUCUUUACUUACAGAAUAUAACAUAGAAAUUGACAGCAUGUAUUCUACUGCCCUCUGUUGACAAUUUACGAAAACUUCAACGUUUAGUUUUUUUAAACUUUUUUACAUGAUUUUUUAGACAGACGCCCUGGAUCCAUGGUGGUAGGCGAGCCAUUGUAGGAGGUAUAAAGAAUUUCAACAUUUCUAGGAUAAAUGCUUGUUUAGUAACUGUAGUAAUUUAAAUAUUUAAUAUCAUCGUUCUUACUUUAUUAUACUUGUAUGUAUUAUUACAAUUAUUAUUACUGGUGUUGUUGUUUAUUAUAUGUACAUAUUUAUAUAUGAGUAAUUGGUUAUAUAUAUUAAUCUAUUAUUGACUCUGUACACAUUCCACCAAUUUCCCAGUUUUUGUUUUUUUAGGAGGAUAGCGUUGCUUCUAAUUUAAUGUAAAAACUUUGAAGUUAAUUCAAACAAAUGUGCUUGGAGUAUUUGUUGAUGAAGCUAUAAAAAAAUACUUUUGCUAAUUAGCGGCCAGUAAGGGGCGCUCUCGCUAGUGCUCUGAGGAGAUUUGAUUCCAGAAUCGUAAAAAUAAUUUUCACGAAAUUUAUGGUUGUAAUGUGAUGAGGUUUAUAGUCACUGUACGACGAAAACAGCAACAACUGGAACCAAUGAUUUGACUGGUCCCCCCUGGACACACAGCCACACACAUACCCGCACACACACACACGUGUAUGUGUUGUGUUUUCAUGCUCGUAGAGCACGUUAGUGUGUGAGCGGCCUCCGUACGGCUGUUGCUGGGAGCUCCAGCCAAUCAAAGUCGCUGCUGCCGCUUCUCCCGUACGAGCAAAAAUGACGUCAUGCUCUGCUCCGAGCCUCUCUGCGUAAACAGCGGCUGAAACAUCUUCACCUCCAUCCCAACGCGGCAAAACGCCCUCCGUGGCAAAUCCGUUGACCUGUGUGCGAAACAACACACAGGAAGACAGAGGCGCCGCUGUUCCCUCGGAGUGGUGUCAGUCAGCCCUCACGUCCGUCUGUCGGUCCAGGGGAAUGGCGGAAAGAGAGGCCGCCGCGUUUGUGGAGUGGGACAGCGGCAGAAUAACAUCCCGCCUCUGCAGCCGUGUUUCCUCUGCAUAGCGUGGUUUUUCAGCACUAGUCAUGGAUCCUGAGAACAAGUUAACGUUCUGCCUCGGGUUGAAGUCGGUGGAGAUGACCAUGUCCCUGACGGUAAUGGACAACACCGAAGCAGCUACUGUACGGAGCUCAACCUUCAACCGCAACUCAGUUGCUGUUUCUCAGAAAGAGGCGGACGUGCAGACAGUAAAUCGGGUGGUGAAGCAGCACCGGGGCUCUGGUAGCCAGCCUGUAGUCAGUUCCAAGUACUGUCCUGGUGUCAACAACAACCCAGGUUAUCUGUGUGAAACCGGGCACUGCUGUGGAGAGACAGGCUGUUGUACCUAUUAUUAUGAACUCUGGUGGUUCUGGCUUUUGUGGACAGUGCUGAUCCUGCUCAGCUGUUUCUGUGCUUACCGCCACCGCAGAGCCAAGCUGAGAAUCCAACAGCAGCAGAGACAGAGAGAGAUCAAUCUCAUCGCAUACAACGGAGCCUGCAACUAUCCUUCCUCAAUGCUGGACCUCAGUUUUUUGGCUUCCUUCAAGUUGCCGUCUUAUGAGGAAGUGGCUGCACAGCCCUGCACUCCUCCUCCACCUUACAGCUCCGUCUUUGCCCUGCAGGGUGGUACCAUGGGGGGUCCGAGCUCCACCUUCCCCCACCACUACCCUAACAGUAACCCCUGCCCUCCAUAUCGUGGCCCCGGCCCCGGUGGCAUGACUUCUUCCCAGAGCUCAGACAACUACACCAGCUGCUCCUGUGAGUCCUGCUCCCUCACCUCCCCAUCGAGCACCUCCUUCUCUGUGCAGGUGACAGACGAGACGUACGACAGCAGCCACCUCUCCACUCCCAGUGAUGUGGGAGGUGACGGUGCCAUUAUGCCAAGGUACGGGGCUGGGUUCACUCCACCGCACUCCGCUCCGCUGUCGGCACAACUCCCUCCUGAUGUGGUUCCUGCAGCCACUCCAGAUGUCAUACCGGUUCAGAGACACUCCUCUAUCAGCACCGAAAGAAUCUCUGCAGCUCCAUCAUUUUCUCUUCCACUACAGUCUCAUCGUGUGCAGCAGUCCUGUCUAACGCUUUCUCCCCUGGUCCUGCUAUCUUCCCUUCCACCCGGUCAAUCCCAUGCCCUUGCUUUGUCAGACCCACUUGGAGCCAUGUCUGCGCAGAGAAAGAAAGACGAAGAGAUAUCACCUCAAGGUCCGACGCCCCGUGUCAUGGCGUGUGCACCCAAACAGGCUGUGCUCUCUUCAAAGGUUACAGUGUUUGCACAUUGCAACAGCAAAGAGGAGCAGAAACAGGAAAAAGAAGAAGAAGAUGAGGAGGAAGAUGACGAUGAUGAUGAGGAGGAUCACUUCAGGCACCGACGCCUCACCGGUGACUCUGGCAUUGAGGUGUGCCGCUGUCAUGUGAGGAGGGAGGAGCGAGAGAAAGAGGAACUGCAGAAAGGGUUUUUGGGUAAAGAAGGGAAAAAGAAUGCCAAGGGUGAAGAGAAGGAGGACCUGUUGCAAAACAGCAUGUACUGUUCCCUGGGAGGGAAGGCCAACAGGAAGUCAUCUCUCUUGGACAACUACACUGAGCAGCGUGGCAACUUGUCCUCCUCCUCCUCCUCCUCCACUCUAAACCAGAAGACAGGCAAGGCCAUUGUUACUGUGGAGGCCUUGUAGGCUGACAGCCAAUGAGAGGUAAUGAAAAAGUGAGAUGUUUAAAGAUCACAGACUGUUAAUAUGAACCAAGCGUACUCUACUGUAGGCUAUGGCAGCUGAGUAAAGUCACAAUAAAAGAGUGAAUGUGCUCUGCUGGUUCAAACUCUAACACAGACUUAAAACCAGAGUCUAAUGGUGGACACACAUUAGGGCUGAAGUUGCUCAGUGCCAGGCUAAAGUGCCCAUUACUCUCAUCUCCUGUCCCCUUUGAGUCAGCACUUACAUUACCCCAGAGGCAGGCGAGCUGACGCCUGGUUGCCUCCGACACUUACAACGGGUGACUGUUGGUUAUACGUGGUCAAAGCACCUCGAGUUCUGGCGCGUUGGCCCACAACUUUAAACCACGCCGUGGCAGGUGACCACACGCAGAGCGAUUUAACUCACACUGACUCUAGAAUCUGGACUUUAGGGUGCAGGUGUGAGUGUGAGUGGACCCAAGAAAGAUUUAGGUCCAGUUUUAGGUCUAAAAGGUUUUUUAAGUAUUAUUUAUAGGCUCACAAAAAUGAUCCUGUAGACCUGCCUGCAUAUUUAAGAUGAUUUCCUAAAAACACAAUGUCAUUUUUAUAAGUUGCGACCACCGAUAAAACAAUGCAACAAAUAUGACUUCAUGUCAUUUGAGAUUGACACAUCACAAGAUAGUAGAUAUUAAGCAACAACAUUAUAUGUAAUAUGAUGUUAUUAUGUCCAAAACCAGAGGAGCACUUUGAGUCUUUUAUUGUGGGUCAUGAGGGCCACACAUGGCUUUGCCCAUUUCUUAUGUACAGUCAAUGAUGAGAACAAAAAUUUAAAAUUUAAAAAGUUGCUCGCUGGAGAAAUGAUCAAUUUUUUUGCCUGUACAAACUAAGUAGUUGGUUUUGUGUAAGGUUCAAAGUUUUUUUUUUUUUUUAAUUCCAGUUCCUGACUGUUGGUUUUUUGUCCCACUGCACUACAGUGGCUGUUAAUCUCUUUUGAAUCAACUUCCUAAAAGUCAGAUUUCCUCAGUGAGAGUACAGGAUUUACCUGAGGGAUUUUAUGACUCGUAUGAAUAUUCUGAGAGAUAAUGAAUCUUGACUUGGUGAGUAGGUAGGAAUCACAAAGUACUUACGUGUUCCAAAUAAAAUAGGUUUUUAUUUUGAAAGGAUUUGGUAUAUAGUGUAGCAGUGGCAGCAUACAGACACACUCACCGUAUCUUGUUGUUAUUUCAGAUUGUUAGAUCUUUGUUGGUCACCAAAUAAUGGAUGUAUUUUGUAAAUAUAAAUGAGAAAACAGUGUGUUUUAAUGGGAGAUCCUGAUUAAAUACAUACUGUAGAAUUUAGUUUAAAGGUGCACUGGUCAGAUUUAGGUGCAAUUCAUUUAUAUUCUAUUUAUCAUUGGCCGAGGUCAACUAAUUUAUCAACGCUUUAUUAGGUGUACCCUUGUCUGAAUGGCUUAGAACAACACUUUAAAUUGGCCGACAGCAGACAAUCUUUUUGUGUUUUAAUGCUUGAGAUGUGAGUUCUAGUCUAUCGCAACACCUAGCUGCACCACUAGAUGUUGCUAAAUCCUACUCAGUGUACCUUUAACCCUCUCUGCUAACAUUUUUAAAAACAUAUUUAGAACUGUUCUGAAUAUUUUCGUAAAAUAUUCAAAGAUGUGUUACUGUUGUUGUUGUUGUUGUUGUUGUUGUUGUAGGGUUUUUGUCUUUCCUUUCACCAGCUCUCUGUAGUAGAGAAAACUAUUGACACAAGGCAACUAUUGUAACUGACCUACGGUGUGAGUGUGUGUUAGAUUUAUUGUUUAACGUCGUUCUCCUAAGAGUCAAGGAGGGGGCGCCGAAGGGGGGAGGGGCUUGAUACAUUGGUUUAAAUGUAUGGGUGGCAAAGCUUUACGGUGGUUUUACAGUAAUGUGUGGGUGUAAUAUGAGACUGUUAGAUGAAUAUACUGUGUAACUUCUAGACUGUUUGACUUCGACUGCAACGUGGUUCAAGUGUUUCCCGGGAGAUCAGCAGAAAUCUGACUCCUGUGCAGACGGACGGUUGAGUUUUUACCAGGCACACCUGGUAAUCACACACCUGGUCACUUCACACCACAUGAAUGUUAACGUGAGUGUAAAUAUGUAAAUACUACAACUGUGUUUGGGAACUUUUAUAGCAUGUGGAUCAACCUUUUUUUUUUUUUUAAAUGUCCAAAAGUGCAACCAGACGGUGGUCUUUUUUUUAGGAAGACAAUUUAAGAGCUAGCUUGUUAGAAGUCACCGCUGUUGAAUUAUUAUCAAAUGAAAGUUUUAGAACUGCAGUCACUUUGAUGUUUUUCCUAUACCACGGUUGCGAUCACAGUGAAAGUUGUGCUGCUUCACCGCUAACAUAUCCUGAUUGAGCCUUGAGCCCUCCCACCCCCCGUGUGAAGUUCUGUACUCAUAUAGGAUUAUGUGGAUUUAGUCUCGGCACUACGUGGAA